Molecule: messenger RNA, 3206 nt
Organism: Motacilla alba alba
Lineage: Eukaryota; Metazoa; Chordata; Aves; Passeriformes; Motacillidae
Gene: NEGR1
Product: neuronal growth regulator 1
Exons: 6
Coding region: 1-786 (261 amino acids)
Source: RefSeq, a predicted model, not a curated record
AUGGACAUCUCUGAGCUUUCUGAGGAGAAAAAAACCCCCGAUUUUCAGGCGGGUUUAAUUGUUCUCCAAGUGGUUUUUAGUGAAGAGGUGGCCCCGAGCCCCCCUGACACCCCUGUCCCUCUCGUUGCAGUCUCUCCCAAGAUAUUCCGGAUCUCCAGCGACAUCGUGGUGAACGAGGGCAGCAACGUCACCCUGGUGUGCCUGGCCACGGGGAAACCCGAGCCCUCCAUCUCCUGGAGACACAUCUCCCCCUCCGCCAAGCCCUUUGAGAGUGGGCAGUACCUGGACAUCUAUGGAAUUACCAGAGACCAGGCCGGGGAGUACGAGUGCAGCGCAGAAAACGACGUCUCAGUCCCAGACGUGAAAAAAGUAAAAGUCACAGUAAACUUUGUCCCCACAAUUCAGGAACUUAAAUCCAGCGGUGUGAUGCUUGGAGGGAACGGCCUGAUCCGGUGCGAAGGUGCAGGAGUGCCUGCCCCGGUCUUUGAGUGGUACAAAGGAGAGAGGAAACUGAUCAAUGGUCAACAAGGAAUCACUAUUAAAAAUUAUAGUACAAGAUCCCUUCUUACUGUUACCAAUGUGACAGAAGAGCACUUUGGCAACUAUACUUGUGUCGCUGCCAACAAGCUAGGGACGACCAAUGCCAGCCUGCCUCUCAACCCUCCCAGCACGGCGCAGUACGGCAUCACCGGGCACGCCGAGGUGCUGUUCUCCUGCUGGUCCCUGGUGUUGACGCUGUCCUCCCUCAGCAGCAUAUUCUACCUGAAGAACAUCCUUCUGCACUAAAUGUAAAGACCCAUAAAAGGCUUUUAAGGAUUCUCUGAAAGUGCUGAUGACUGGAUCCAAUCUGGUAGAGUUUGUUAAAAGCGGCGUGGGAUAUAAUCAGUGCUUACAUGGGGAUGAUCGCCUUCUGUAGAAUUGCUCAUUAUGUAAAUACUUUAAUUCGACUCCUUUUUUUUUUUUGAUUAGCUGCAUUACCUUGUGGAGCAGUACACAUUGUCCUUUUUUAAGACGUGAGAACUCUGAAAUUACUUUUAGAGGAUAUUAAUUGUGAUUUCAUGUUUGUAAUCGACAAGUUUUCAGAAGCAUUCAGUCAUGGUCUGCUGAGUCGCAGACUGUAGUUUACAAAAAAAGGAUAUUGCAGUAAAAAUGUGCUUCUUUAAGGCUGCAAUACAAACAUUCAGUUCCCUUCUCAACUAGCAUUCUAUCCAAACUCACACAGAAAACAUUUGUUCUUUUUUGAGUAAAAAAAAAAAAAAUCGAAUAAUAUUGCCUUCAAAAUAUUUCUUCAAAAUAUUACACAUAUCUAGAUUUUCUUCUAGCAUGAUAUUCAGGUUUCAAGAAUGAGCCUUGUACUAUAACUGCGUUGUGCAGUACUGCUUUUGUUCUCUUCCCUCUUUCCUGCCAAUUCAGCAUGGUUGUGCCUUCAUGAAACACGACUUUCCUCUUCCUCUCCAACCAGUCUGGAAUGUGUUCUGGGAAAUGCUGGAGCAUCCUUUGGAGCAUUAGCGAUGUCUCGGUGAGGAGAGAGGAGGCCCGGGCUCCCAGGAAAGGCUCCUCUCCUCCUGCAGGAGCUGCUCCAGGGGCAGGGCUCAGAUCCAGGCUAGCACCAACUCCUUGUUCCUCCCUCCACCACCACUGAGCAGUAGGUGACCUCUGUAAAAACGACACUUCCCACCAGAAAAACUGAGCUCAAAUGAUUUCGUGGCACCUUUUGAAUGUCAGAAUGUUCCCCUAAAGCCAAAUUCCCGCCUGGCCGCGAAUGUCAGGAGCGUCCCUUUUGUAUCGCUGGCAAAGCCGACGUGAAUUGGUAUUUUUCUUGCACUCAAUUUUGUACUGGUUUGGCUGAUUAAGCAAUGAUAAAGGAUGCUUUGAACCAUGAGACACCUGCAGAUCCCUGGAGUAUCAGUUUUCUGUCUCCACAUAUCCCCGUGGCAGCAGCGAGGGUGCUCCUGCUGAGGGCGCGUGGCCGUGCUUGGGAGAGCCCCCUGGGCAGGCAGGGCCUGGGGACCCGCUCCCCUGGCCAGGGCUGUCCCUGCCAGCCCCACACACCAGCCUGGAGGGGACAGACCCGGCUUCGGGGCACACCCUGAGGGAUCAGCCCGGAAAAGCUGUGUCAUGGUGCUUCAUCCUUCACAGCCCGGGCCGGCGCUGGUGUGGAGCGCUGCUCACAGCUCUCACAGAACUGCCACCUGUGUCACUCACUGCGGUGGCCCUGGCCAGCAGCCCUUGGGCACCACAUCCCCCGGUGGCCCCAAGAGCUCCUGAGCUGCUCACCAACAGCAGGAAUAACAAAAUGCUCAUCGCAGAAUCCCGGGCUGGGCUGGGCUGGGAGGGACCUCGGAGCCCUUCCCAUCCCACCCCUGCCAGGGACAGGGACAGGGACAGGGACAGGGACACCCCCACUAUCCCAGGCUGCUCCAAGCCCAGUCCAUCCUGGCCGUGGGUGGAACAGCACCACUCUCACUGUGAUCACUCCCGGGCUCCGUGUUUGAGCUCCAGCAGUGGCCGGAAUCUCCCAGCUCCCCACUUCUUCUGCCCACGGCAGGUGUUGGCAGUGAGCAGCCCCAGCUGAGCCCUGGGAAUACUCAGCAGUCCCAAGAUCCCAUUUUUCCAGCAAGGAGGACUCGGAGUUCCCUGGGCUCAGUCUGAGCUGCCCAGGCCAGCGUGCAGCCAGGAGGUGCAGUGCCUCUGCUGUCCCUGCUGGGAAAACAGAGACGCUGACUCCAAAAGAUGGCAAUAAACCAUCCUGGCUCACUCUGCAUGCCAUCAGUGGCAGACUGUAUUAUUUCUCUUAUUAUUUACAGCCGUGUGCCAAGCAGUUGCUGUUUUCAGACAUGUGGCAUUUUUUAAAACCUGGAAUAACAUGAACAAACCCGUUCUGCAAGGAAAGGGCCCGAACUCACCCCAAAUGAGUUUAUCGGCCCUGAUACCCCGAUCUCUCUUGUAUUGCAGCUUUAAAGUGCUCUAUUUUAGAAUCCAUUCACUAGAAACAGUGGUGCUGCAGGAAGUCUUGUGUCAGUGCAGUUUUAUGAAGGAAGAAACGAGGCUAUGGAUAACACAACCCACGUGUGUGAAACUGGGAGAGGGCUCUAUGCUGUGGCUGGAUCAAACCCUGCAUUCCAGUGAUUCCUGCUAUUUGGAACCUGAUCCUUCCAGCAACAGAAUAGAAUGAACAGCAGCUUGAUUAAAUACGGAAAACGGAA